This is a messenger RNA of Mastomys coucha (southern multimammate mouse), 966 nucleotides long. It is a transcript of the gene Atp5f1d, whose product is annotated as ATP synthase F1 subunit delta. Lineage: Eukaryota; Metazoa; Chordata; Mammalia; Rodentia; Muridae. Gene Ontology annotation, molecular function: proton-transporting ATP synthase activity, rotational mechanism. Gene Ontology annotation, biological process: proton motive force-driven ATP synthesis. The record is from RefSeq and is a predicted model, not a curated record. The transcript has 4 exons. The coding region runs from base 194 to 700 and encodes 168 amino acids.
CUCCCAGAAUGCUCAGCGCGUUCUGCAUAAAGCUCAGCCUUCGGAGAAUCGUGGUGUGCGCGUGCGUUCUUGUGGGAACUGCGCCUCCCAGAAGGCACCGCGCGUCGUCCUUCUCUCCCUCCCUGAAGGCCGCCUCGCUUUCCCAGUGUGUCUGUGGUCCGCGAAGCUCGGGUCCACUGUCGUUUCCGCCAUCAUGCUGCCCGCCUUACUGCUUCGUCGCCCGGGCUUGCGCCGCCUGGCGCUUCAGGCGCGUACGUACGCCGAGGCCGCGGCCGCCCCUGCUCCCGCCGCCGGGCCCGGACAGAUGUCCUUCACCUUCGCCUCCCCGACGCAGGUGUUCUUUGACGGUGCCAAUGUCCGGCAAGUGGACGUGCCUACGCUGACUGGGGCCUUUGGCAUCUUGGCAUCCCAUGUCCCCACACUACAGGUCCUACGGCCUGGGCUGGUAGUGGUCCACGCGGAAGACGGCACCACAACUAAGUAUUUUGUGAGCAGCGGCUCCGUCACUGUGAAUGCGGACUCCUCUGUGCAGUUACUAGCUGAAGAAGCUGUGACACUGGACAUGCUGGACGUGGGGGCAGCCCGGGCCAACCUGGAGAAGGCGCAGUCAGAACUGUCAGGCGCAGCGGACGAGGCAGCACGGGCUGAGAUCCAAAUCCGUAUUGAGGCCAAUGAAGCCCUGGUGAAGGCUCUGGAGUAGGCGGUACAUGUCUGUCACCCACAGGGAAACUGAGGCAGGUCCAGGACAAUGAAAAGUUCCCAGGGAGCUGAAGUGGCCACCAGGGGGCAGCAGUCCUCCAAUUGCUGGGCUUAAAGCUUCCUGGUGCCUGCCUGCCAGGUCAUGGAGGUCUUCUCCCCCAGUCUGGGAUCCCUCCGAUGCCUCUGGAGAGAUGGCCUUGAUUGCCCCUCAAAGCCACCUGAACAGUCAGCUUACCCAGCCUGUCUCCAUUAAACACUGGGAACCAA